GCCGAGAGAAGCGGUUGACUCGUAGCAAUUAUUUCUAAUAAACACUGCAUUGCCCUGGACUAGUGAAAUCAAAGAGUGGCGGUCCGUCAACGGCGAGGAUUACAGAGGCUUGAGUUGUGGUCGGGGGAUAACGUGUUCAUCGCAGACCGUCCGAAGCACUGCAGAUUCUGUAGAAGAUGAAUUAUGUGGGACUGAAUUUGCACUCAGUGAGCCCACUUCCCUCCACAAUGGCAGCAUCGUCUGCCUAUCAAACCAAGCCAUCCUCAGAAGCCGGGCCCAACAGCAGCACCAGCCUAAUCAAAGACGAGUGUGAGUCCGAGGAACCAAGCAAGAAACUCAAGGUUGAUCACGAGCACGGUGCCAGUGAGAGCCACCAUAAAGUAGACUUCUGGUUCUGUGAGGAGUGCAAAGAGUAUUUCUUGGAGGAAUGCCCAAACCAUGGUCCUCCGGUCUUUGUGCCAGACACACCAGUGGCACUGGGGGUGCCCAACCGGGCUUCCCUCACAGUGCCCUCGGGAAUAGAGCUCGUCCGGGAGGAGGAGGAGGUGGAUGUGUGCUGCAUAGAUGCGGGCAUCCCCAAGGGGGCGCUCUUUGGCCCGUAUCAGGGGGAGUUGGUAUCUAAGGACUAUUCCUCAGGGUUUUUCUCUUGGAUGAUCGUUGAUGAGAACAACACAUACAAAUCCAUUGAUGGCAGUGAUGAAACUAAAGCCAACUGGAUGAGGUAUAUACGUAAUUCGUCGGAUGAGAAUGAGAGGAACAUGACUGCGUUCCAGCAUGGAGAACAUAUAUAUUUCCGUGUGUGUCGGGAGUUGUCGGCGGGAGAGAGGCUCCGUGUGUGGUACAGCGAUGACUACAUGAGGCGGCUACACAGUGUCUCGCAGGACAGUAUUGGCCACAACCUGGACACAGGACUGUUGACUGUUGGGAAAUCCGAGGCCCAGGAGGAGACCAAAGGACCUGUGCUCAGGUCAGCUCUGCAUGGCAGGUGCAGCCUCAGCAAGCACACCAGCGAGGAGGGGGACGGCCAACCACAGGCCAAGAAGAAAAAGAUCGACCUCAUCUUUAAAGAUGUCCUGGAAGCAUCUCUGGAGGCCUCCAAGAGCCAGGGAAACCCCCUGAACAGCACCUUCUCCAUGAGGCGGACCAGAGCUCAGCGCGUCACGCUCACUUCCCAGAGUGGGGAGUCCUAUCUGGCCCAGGAGGAAUGCAAAGUGGCUGGUCUGGGUCUCCACCCAUCAGAGCACCUAGAGGGGGGCUUUAAUGUUAGGUGUCUGAAGAUGGAGGAUUCCGAAGACGACCCUGGUCAGAUUCAUGAGGAGCCUUCUACCUCGUUCUGCCCCAACUGUGUGAAGCUGAAGAGGAGGAUUCGGGAGCUGGAGGCAGAGGUGAUUCGUCUGAGGGGAGGAGAGCAGGUGGAGGUACCACCCCACCCUGAGCUGGCACCAAUAGAUGAGCUCCAAGCAGCUGAGGCCAUGACCCCUAUUCCCGUGGUGCUGGAUGAGGAUGAUCAGGAUGUGGACUCUGCAGAUGAGUCCAUCACUGCUGACCUCAUGGUGGCUGCUGACGACUCCUCCAAGCUGUUGGCUGGGCCUGGCCGACGGAUACGCCGCUUCAAGCAGGAAUGGCUCAAGAAGUUCUGGUUCCUGCGCUACUCGCCAACCCUCAACGAGAUGUGGUGUCAUGUCUGCCGCCAGUAUACCGUCCAGUCCUCACGCACCUCCGCCUUCAUCAUCGGCUCCAAGCAGUUCAAGAUCCACACUAUCAAGCUGCACAGCCAAAGCAACCUGCACAAAAAGUGCCUGCAGCUAUACAAGCUUCGGAUGCACCCGGAGAAAACAGAGGAGAUGUGUCGUAACAUGAUGCUGCUGUUCAAUGCUGCUUACCACCUGGCACUGGAGGGCCGACCCUUCUCAGACCUGCGAGCGCUGGCUGAGUUGCUCAAGAAGUGCGAGCUCAAGGUGGUCGACCAGUACAUGAACGAAGGUGACUGCCAGAUCCUCAUCCACCAUAUCGCCAGGGCGCUUAAGGAAGACCUGGCGGAGAGGAUACGCCUGUCGCCCUUCCUCAGUGUCAUCAUGGACGGGCAGAACGAUGACUUGCUGUCAGACACCGUUGCCGUCUAUGUGCAGUUCACCACCAGCGAAGGACCCCCUGCCACAGAGUUCCUCUCCCUACAGAGGCUAAGCGUUGGCAGUGUGGAUGGCUACCUCCAGGCCAUUGAUCGGGCCUUUGCUGUGCUUGGUCUGAAGCUUCAGGACAUGCUGGUGGCCGGUCUGGGGGUCGAUGGCUCCAACAUCUCCUCCAGUUUGAGAGCAAAUCUGUACAUUGCAGUACGGAAGAAGCUUCCCUGGAUCCUCUGCUUGCCGGUCAUGAUCCAUCGUCCUCACCUGGAGGUGCUGGAUGCCAUCAGUGGGAAGGAGCUGUCCUGCCUGGAGGACCUUGAAAACAACCUGAAGCAGCUGCUGAGCUUCUAUCGGUACUCCCCUCGCAUGAUGGCCGAGCUCAGGUCUACCGCCCCCACGCUGUCUGAGGAGACAGAGUUCCUGGGAGAUAUACGAGCCGUCAGCUGGAUUAUAGGAGAGCCAAACGUCCUGAAUGCCCUUAUCAAAGAUUACCUGGAGGUGGUGGCGCACCUCAAGGAUAUCAGCGGCCAAACGCAGAGGGCAGAUGCAGCUGCCAUCGCCUUGACCCUGCUUCAAUUCCUCAUGGAUUACCAGUCUGUCAAGCUAAUAUACUUUCUCCUGGAUGUCAUCGCUGUUCUUUCGCGUCUGGCCUUCAUCUUUCAGGGGGACUACCUGCUGGUGUCUCAGGUAGACGCCAAGAUCGAAGAGGCAAUCCAUGAGAUCGGUCAGCUGGUGGACUGCCCUGGGGAGUAUCUGCAGGAGUUUGAGGAGAACUUCCGCGAAAGCUUCAACGGCGUAGACCUGAAUAACUUGCGCGUCGCCGAGUCCAAGUUCCAAUCCAUCCGCGAAAAGAUCUGCCAGAAGAGCCAGGGAAUCUUGUCCCAGCGACUCGACAUGCACAGCCGCACGGUGGUCAAGGCGUGCCGUGUGCUUGACCUCACCACCUGGCCACGCAACAGGGAUGACCUACGAGCCUUCGGGGAGGAAGAGAUCCUGCUCAUUUUUGACCACCUUGAAGCGAUCCCCUCGGCUGUCCGGGAGACGUCGCGGGACAGAACUGACGCUCGGGGCAGCUUGCUGGUGGAGUGGAGGGACCUCAAAGCCGACUACUACAGCAUGAAUGGCUUCAAGGAGGUGGUCAGUCAAAUCUCCAGGCACAAGCAACGCUUCCCUCUGCUUAACCGCAUACUCCAAGUUGUCAGGGUCUUGCCCACUUCCACCACCUGCUGUGACAAGGGCCGGGGGUCCCUGCAGAAAGUGCGCAAGAACAACCGCUCAAGGCUGACGCUGGACCAGAUGAAUGACCUACUGACCCUAGCAGUCAACGGGCCGCCAAUAGCAAACUUCGAUGGCAAGCGACCAUUGGACAGCUGGUUUGAGGAGAAGUCUGGCAACAGCUAUUCACUCUCAGCCGAAAUGCUGAAUAGAAUGUCGGCUAAUGAACAAAAGUAUGUUCUGCACAGCAUGAAUGUGAACACAGAGUUCUACCCUGAUAUUUGACUGAUGAGAGCCAGGGCUUUACUUCACUUUAUUCCAAAAGCCAUCCCGGGGGGAGGGGUGAUCUGGGCUAUAAUGUGAUUGGCCAUACAAGUGUGCAAUGGCCCUGCUGCUAAAAUGGCCUGAUCAGCAUCACUUUAGAAAAUGGAAACCUAGCUAGUAGAAUCUGUUGAGCACACGUUUAUGUCAAGCUCAGGGGGCAAAGUUGGUCUUAAAAGGCAAGACAGCAAACCUGACUUAGUGAAAACAAUCAGUUUGUAUGAGUGUUGAAUUUUAAGUGUGUAACAUAUAGCACUUAUUUAGAGCAUGUGCUGAUCAAUGGUAUCAACUCUGUUAGAAAUGGUCAUUAUCAUUUAGUGGGGCUUUUAAAAUCUGCAGUCAACACCAUUAUUUGGAAAAUGCCAUAGGUUAAUAGCUCAAGUAUAUGUUUUUUGUAACAAUGCAAAUUAUUUCUCUUUCAAACAAGUCUUUGAUUUCUAUACAUUUACGGUUUAUUUUAAAAGUAGUAAAUGUUUGGUUCAAAUGACAUUUGUAUGAGAUUGUGCCAUAACAGCAUAUUGCAAGGUGAUAAAGUGAAAGUUCACAAAUAACCAAGGUGCUAUGCCACACAUCGUCACAAGAGAUUAUAUGGUUUGUUUAAGUGUUUUUUUGUACAGGUGUAUAUACUGCUGUGGUGAUUGAUAUUUCUUUUGUGGCUUUUAUAGGUCUUAAAAGAUUCCAUCGAGGGGAAUGUAUUCUUUGUUUAAUUGCCUAAACAAAUGUAGGUCUAUUAUUCAUUAUGAAGCAGGUAGUUUGGAUGCUGAUUGGAUGAAAGGCGUGGUAUAUCAGACAUUAUAAACUCGGGGGUUCGAGCCCUGAAUGCUGAUUGGCUGACAGCCGUGGUAUAUCAGAC
This is a messenger RNA of Salvelinus namaycush (lake trout), 4512 nucleotides long. RefSeq names its product PR domain containing 11 (gene prdm11). The transcript has 8 exons. The record is from RefSeq and is a predicted model, not a curated record. Bases 177 to 3623 code for a protein of 1148 amino acids. Lineage: Eukaryota; Metazoa; Chordata; Actinopteri; Salmoniformes; Salmonidae. Gene Ontology annotation, molecular function: protein binding.